AUGAACAAUCACGCACAACUCCAAAGAGCGCUAAACCAGAUCCAGAAGAAACAUAAAGAUCCUGCACCUCCGAUCGAUUUCACAAUUCACCAGCUGGAGGAUGGAAACACGAUCAGCACACAAGAACGAGUCGUCAAAGAGGUUCAGGCGCCAGCCAUGUUUACGCCUACUGAUGAACAGUUCUUCUCAUCAGUGGAUCCCUCAAAACCGGACAUCGCAUUCCUCAAGAACCACUUCUACAGAGAAGGUCGUUUGACCGAAGAGCAGGCGAUGUAUAUCAUCACGAAGGCAACAGACCUUCUGAGACGCGAGCCAAACCUACUGGAAGUUGAUGCUCCGAUAACAGUUUGUGGUGACAUUCAUGGUCAAUAUUACGACUUGAUGAAACUCUUCGAGGUUGGAGGGAAUCCAGCUGAUACAAGAUAUUUGUUCUUGGGUGACUAUGUUGACCGAGGUUAUUUCAGCAUCGAGUGCGUGCUAUACCUUUGGUCUCUCAAGAUUUGGUAUCCCGACACCUUGUUCCUGCUUCGAGGCAACCAUGAAUGUCGACACUUGACUGAUUACUUCACCUUCAAGUUGGAGUGCAAGCAUAAGUACUCCGACAGAAUAUAUGAUGCCUGCAUGGACUCGUUCUGCACGCUUCCCCUUGCUGCAAUCAUGAAUAAGCAAUUCUUGUGUAUUCAUGGUGGCCUUUCGCCCGAGCUGCACACUCUCGAUGACAUAAGAAGUAUCAACCGCUUCCGCGAGCCACCCACUCAGGGUCUCAUGUGCGAUAUUUUGUGGUCCGAUCCGAUUGAAGAUUUCGGGUCAGAGAAAACGAACGAAGCUUUUGUGCACAACCAUGUGCGAGGCUGUUCAUAUUUCUUCACAUAUCAGGCGGCAUGCGCUUUCCUUGAGCGAAAUAACCUACUUUCAAUAAUACGGGCACAUGAAGCACAGGAUGCAGGGUAUCGCAUGUAUCGAAAGACUCGAACUACGGGCUUCCCUUCCGUCAUGACCAUAUUCAGUGCCCCCAACUAUCUCGACGUCUAUAAUAAUAAGGCCGCUGUCCUCAAGUAUGAGUCCAAUGUUAUGAAUAUCCGGCAGUUUAACUGCACCCCACAUCCUUACUGGCUACCCAAUUUCAUGGACGUGUUUACAUGGAGUAUGCCAUUCGUGGGCGAAAAGAUCACGGAUAUGCUCAUUGCUAUUCUGAGCUGUUGCAGUAAGGAGGAGCUGGAAGAAGAAGAAGAGGACGAAUACAUCGAAGCGGAGUCUCCGACGGUUGAGAAGGAUGAACGUCGGAAGAUCAUCCGCAACAAGAUCCUCGCUGUGGGACGUAUGUCUCGCGUCUUCUCUCUGCUUCGUGAGGAAUCCGAGCGGGUGUCCGAACUCAAAAAUAUGUCCGGAACAAACAGGCUACCAGCUGGUUCAUUGGCGGCUGGGGUAGAAGGCAUCAGAAAAGCAAUCUCGAACUUCGAAGACGCACGUAAAUCCGAUAUCGAGAACGAACGCUUGCCGCCUGACCUCAUUGACCCCGAGGAAUCUCUUCCACACUUCUCCAACCCUAGCACCCCGACCACUGAUAGUGGACCUAGCACACCUUUACCUACGCAUCCGUUUCCUGUAUCACACCCUGCGCCGCUUCCGCCGCCAUUCGGUCAAGCGUCUGUAAGUCCGACUAAUGGUCCUGCGCUCGCGACGCCAUUCCGCAGGGGUCAUGGACGGCAGUCAAGCCUAGGUACCACCAUGACCAGUCCUAGCAACAGGCGGAGGAGCAUCGAAAGCACAAUUUCACUCAUCAAAGAAGCUGCAGAAGGUAGCAGUGACAAUGAUGAUUCGGACCUGAGGAAUUUGGCAGACAGGGUAACGUCUCCUACUCGAUUGCAGGGUCGUGGCCCUUUCUAUGAGAAAUGAUUCGUAUUCCCUCCUCGGUUCUCCUAAUAUAACUU
Cantharellus anzutake is the source of this 1931-nucleotide messenger RNA. Its product is annotated as Serine/threonine-protein phosphatase 2B catalytic subunit A1. The record is from RefSeq and is a predicted model, not a curated record. Gene Ontology annotation, biological process: calcineurin-mediated signaling; fungal-type cell wall organization. The coding region runs from base 1 to 1896 and encodes 631 amino acids. Lineage: Eukaryota; Fungi; Basidiomycota; Agaricomycetes; Cantharellales; Hydnaceae. Gene Ontology annotation, molecular function: calmodulin binding; calmodulin-dependent protein phosphatase activity. The transcript is spliced from 11 exons. Gene Ontology annotation, cellular component: cytoplasm; calcineurin complex.